CCAUUCACUCAGCGUCUACACGACAACCGCGAACAUGAAACUUUCGGUUUUGGCUAUCGCUCUCCUCGUGGGCUUCGUCCAAGCUCAGAGAGCCGUGAAGAAAGCUCACGAUACCUCGCAUUUGGACAAGUUGGACCGUGAUGAACUCCUGAAUAUUCUCGGUGAGAUCGAGAGCAGCGCUCCAUCGAAAUCGACCAAUUCCCCGUACAGGCCGCCAUCGUCGUUCGGCCCUUACCCACCGGUGAAUGCGCCCACGGCGCCGCCACGCAACAAGUAUACUACGACAUACAAACCCUUCCGCGUACCCACUACAUCGAGAUCAUCGUCAUCUGACAUUGACGAUCUAAUCAACAAAUACAAAAACAAGAAGGGACAGCCGGGCUCACCGACUGCCGACGAGCUGCUCCGUCGCUUGAGGAACGGUAGUCCCUCCCGUCCGCUUUCAACCUAUAAUUACCCGGGACCGAGUUACGCAGCUCCAGGAGGCUCUUCGAAGUCGUCGUCCCUACCAUAUCCUACAUCCUACGAUAGCAAAUUGUACCCGUCCAGACCGUCGUCUUAUCCCUCGGCGCCGUCAUACCCCAGUGCUCCAAAAUACUCCUCGUACCCUUCGGCUCCUUCGUAUCCAUCUGCACCGACCUAUUCGUCGAGACCCUCUUACCCUUCGUCGUAUAGCACGCCCUAUACGUCGUCUGGAAGCUACGGGAAUCCUUCCCCUAAAUACGCAGCGACAACAAAGAAGCCCAAAAAAGGAUUCUUCGGCAAACUCUUCGGCUAGAGUGAGUGGGCGGGAUGCGCGCAUUACAGAAGAUGUCAUCGCGUAUUGCAUUCAAGCCUUUUCUCGAUGAAUGCUCCGGCUAUACUGAGUGAGAGGGAGAUAAUCGAGACAGCGAACUGCCCGGGCUGAACGGAUCCUAAUAUUCGUCGGUGUGCGAGAAACGUCAUCGGUCAGGAAGAACGCGAGAUUUUCUGGUCUGUCAAACAGGUCGCUUAUUAUCUUACAAAUCUCCAGAUGCUGUGCGUAACGAGCUACGCGAGGUGAUACACUUCUCCAUUGUCGAGUGCUCGGGAGUGGGGUCUCUCUGUUCGGUUGCGGAUGUCUUCUGCCCUAUUGUAUUGCGCGAAUUGUUCGGUUUAUAAUAAGAGAGCUAAUAAACUCCUGACGACACCUA
Molecule: messenger RNA, 1172 nt
Organism: Galendromus occidentalis (western predatory mite)
Lineage: Eukaryota; Metazoa; Arthropoda; Arachnida; Mesostigmata; Phytoseiidae
Product: adhesive plaque matrix protein
Exons: 4
Coding region: 35-778 (247 amino acids)
Source: RefSeq, a predicted model, not a curated record